AUGUUAAGCUUGUGGUUGGUGUGCACGUUUGUUGUGUGCCCCUUUGUGGUAUGGGGUGUGCACGGGCAAUACGAGUGGAUACUAGAUGCUCGAUUCGACAAUGAGCCGAUAUUUUUCUUGAACCACACGAUCAGUGGGACGCCUACAAAUUGUUGUGAUGAGUGCGAAACACAAGUACCUACGGCGGAGGUGGUGGCAUGUGUGUCGAAGUAUGCAGGACGACGGGAUUGCGAAUGUCGUUUGGACUACGAAUUGAUGACGAAUAAAUUCUACAUGUGCGAUGACACAUGGGAAGAUAUGUGGCGAUGGGAUGGUAACAGUUUUUUGACGAAUGGCCCAUUUGACGAGAUCGAGGUGGACUUCUUGAAGUUCAGUUUAGUACAGCCAUGGACCAGUUUCGAGACGAUGCUUUGGCCUUACGUUUGGCGUGUUGAUGAGGAAGAUCCAUGUGGAAAGCCGUUUGAGGAUCGCGCACUCACCCUCAUUGAUAGCCGCUUUGACAUGACCCAGUUCAGCUAUAUCCUCACCUUCAACUCCACGGUCACUCUGCCUCGAGCCUGGACAUUUACGGCCGAAGUUCCUGCUGAUGCGGACUGCUACUUCCUCUUCAAAGAUCUCACCACCCAUGGACACAUGAUACGCGGUCUCAAUCCCACACCCAGUCCCACUGUCACACCCUUCGACUUCAAUCACACUCACACCGCACCUCAAGAAGACCAGGAAACCGUCUCUAACGCCGGACACACCACCCCCGUUUCCACCGCUGCACCCAGCGACGAACCCAGACUAAGAGCCCUCCAGCUCACUCAAGGUGCGCCCAACACCAGCGUUGGAGCCACAACACGGGAAACCGCCAGCCUGCUUGUAUUCACAGGACUACUGUGCUUUUUUGGGAACUAG
Molecule: messenger RNA, 900 nt
Organism: Gregarina niphandrodes
Lineage: Eukaryota; Apicomplexa; Conoidasida; Eugregarinorida; Gregarinidae
Product: putative transmembrane protein
Exons: 1
Coding region: 1-900 (299 amino acids)
Source: RefSeq, a predicted model, not a curated record